GAAUUGUGUAACGGCCAUCAGUCACUUUCAGUUUAACAAAAACGAUGGAUCGGUUCAGUGACUUGUUACGGUUUUUUCUUUUAAUUUUGAUCUUUGGGAUAAAUAGUUCUACACAAUUAGUUUACCCUUAUGGACCAACAGCCGGUGAUACUCAGUUACGAGUGGGAUAUGAGGUUGCUAGCCCGGGAAUUCCAAUAAGUGUGCCAGUGAAGUUCUAUAAUGAGACUUACGACACAAUUUUCGUGAACAGCAAUGGCCUGGUGUCGUUCAACAACGAGAUGCCGACGUUCUUCAACGUGCCGUUCCCGCUCGACUACCCGGCGCUGGCCGCAUUCUACGCCAACGUGGACCUGCGUGGCAGCGGACAGGUGUACUACCGGGAGGACCGGGAGCCGCGGACGCUGGCCCACGCCGACAGCCUGGUGUCCAGGUUUUACCCGCGGUACCAGGGCCGGUUCGCCGCCUCGUCAGUGUUCGUGGCCACGUGGCACCGGGUGGGGUAUUACAAGAAGAACGCCGACCGGACCAACACGUUCCAGGUGGCCGUGGCCACGGACGGCCACGAGACGUUCGUGCAAUUCGCGUACCCGUCGCCCGUCCAGUGGGUGCAGUCGUUCGGCGGGCUGGCCGACGAGACUGGUCUGCCGGACGCCAAGGCCCAGGCCGGGUUCAGCGCCGCCGACGGGCGCAUACACAUGCUCCGCGGAUCGGGCAGCGAUCAAAUACACAACUUGGACAGAUGGAGUAAUACAGACGCGCCGGGUGUUUGGCUAUAUCGCGUGGGCAACAUCGGAUCGAGUGAAAACGUGGAACCACCCGAAUUUCCCGGGAGCGUCCGACCAGACGAAGGUUUAACUUGCGCAGUAGCCGGAGCUUUAUGUCAUAACCAAGCGUCUUGCGUGGAUUACGAACAAGGGGACAUGUGUUGCAUAUGCAAGCAGGGGUACUUCGGUAAUGGAGUGACUUGUAUCAAAGAAAACGUACCAGUCCGCGUCAGUGGAAAAGUCAGCAUAGACGUCAACGGGAUCGCCAUGCCCGAGUCGGACUUGCAGGCUUACGUGGCGACGAUGGACGGUCGAGUGUACAUGGCUAUCUCAGAUGUGCCCAGCAACCUGGGUUUCGAGUUGCAAUACCUGACCGUGUUCCCGUCGGUAGUCGCUUGGCUUUUCUCUUUACACUCGGAAAACGCGUACAACGGAUACCAGUUGACAGGAGGAGUAGUGAACUACACUUCCGAAGUGACUUUUCCGGGAACCGAACACAGGAUAACCAUUCAUCAGCGGUUUUUCGGGCUCAAUUCUUUCGAUCAGUUGAUAAUGGACGCCACCGUACAGGGAACAACGCCUCAAGUCCCGUUACCGCAUACCAGAUUCACAUUGCCCAACGACAACCAUCAGCAGUAUACGAUUGCGAACGGUCGAAUGCACUCGUAUUACACGUACAGAUACAAACAAGAAGGGUCGGAUUUCGAACAGCAAGUGACCGUGGCCCAAAAAUUUGAAUUCUCUCAGCCAUGUAACAAGGCCGCCAAAAGUUUUACGUCAUUCAUGUUGCAGAACUCCAAAGCAUUCGCCUAUUACGAAGAAAAAGUAAAAAUUUUAAGACUGGUCAGCACAAACAACAUAUUUCUGCCGUUCGAAGACACGCAGGACCCUUGCAGCGACGGACACGUGAAAUGUGUUGCGAACAGCACGUGCGUCAGGGAAGGUAGUACUUUCAGAUGCGAAUGCAAUCUAGGAUUCCAUUCGUUGUACGGGGCCGAGUCCGGGUGUGUGGAUAUCAACGAGUGUCAAGACAGGAUCGAUCGAUGUGAUCCGAACGCCAUGUGCGUUAACGAAGUGGGGACCUAUAGCUGUCAGUGUAGACCAGGUUUUGAGGGAAACGGUUAUUACUGCGGAGCUGUUACCGUAGCUCCGAACACGGAACAAUCAUCAAGAGCUUAUAACAUAGAAAACAGUGUUUGUGAUGUGCCUGAUAAUAUCAGUACUUGUUCCUGUAUACAAGGUUACGAAAUACGUUUGCUGUCGAGCGACUCCACCGAUUUCGAGUGCGUAGAUGUCAACGAAUGCAACAUACCGGAAGUCUGUCACAGGGACGGUCAAUGCACGAAUUAUCCGGGCACCUACGCGUGUGCUUGCAACGCUGGUUUCAUAGGCGAUGGACUUAGGUGUUUACCGCUGUACCCCAGAUGCCGGUUGGAAGGACAUAGAUACAUUGGUCAGGGUUGUCCCGUGCGGAAGACUUGUACCCAAGAUUUGUGCCAGUGUCCGUCAUCGUACAUUGACGUCGGAGAAUAUUGUGCGCCCUACGAUGAUAUUACGACCGUAGAACCGGAGAGCACCAUAACAGAAUCGUCGAUUUCGUGUGCCGAGAUUAACACGUGCCAUGCUCAUGCCCAGUGUAACUUUGUUAACUCUCAACAACGACACAGGUGUCAAUGCAAUCCAGGUUAUGAAGGAGACGGAUACGAGUGUUCGCUUAUUGAGCAAUCGUGUUCAAAGUCAAACAUCUGUGAUAUGCAUGCUAGCUGUCAGAUGAUGGAGGGUCAUUCAAUAUGUGUAUGCAACAGUGGAUAUGAAGGAGACGGUGUAAUAUGUACACCGACUGGAGAAUGUGUCGCGGACUCAAAUUGCGGCCCAAACGAGACGUGUAUGUAUAACGAAACCAGCUUCAUUUAUAGCUGUAAGUGUUUGGAAGGUUAUCAAAAGCUUGAAAACAAAUGCCAAAGAUCACGCUGCUCAUACGAAUGUCACAGAUAUGCUAAUUGUGUACAAGGAGAAAGAAAUAAUUAUGCAUGUCGUUGUAAUAACGGAUACAGAGGUAAUGGUGUUACACAAUGUGAUCGGAUCAUUGAAACUGGGUGCACAGAGAACUCGUGCCCAGCAAAUACUGAAUGUAACAACAUUGGAAAUACUUUUAAAUGUUCUUGUGCCCAGGGAUAUACAGAAAACUGGAAUGGUUUGGAGUUAUCAUGUUCAGAGACAUGUAUUGUAAACACCAGCAUUUGCCAUCCAUCAGCACAGUGUACAGUUGAUACGUCAGGACAUUACAUUUGUCAAUGUAGACAAGGAUACAUAGGAAAUGGUUAUUACUGUAAAGAAAAUAAAAAAACAACAAAAGACGACAUUUACUUACUUGUAAAUCAAGGGAUGGCAACAUUGCAUAUUCCAACUGUUCCAAACAAAACAAGAGGAGAUUAUCCAAUUCAUCUGCAAUUUGAUAAAAUAGCCAUUGGUUUGGCAGUUGAUUGUUUGGAAGAGCAGUUGUAUUGGAGUUAUAUAGCAGAUCGGACAAUUAAGUCUGCUAAACUGAAUGGUUCAAAUGUGCGAGAAUUUAUUGCUACUGAAGCAACAUCAACCGAAGGAUUAACCAUAGACUGGAUUAACAGAAAGAUUUAUUGGACUGAUUCUGGUUUGAAACGUAUAAUGGCAGCAGAUUUGUCUAAUGGAACCCAUGUCACAAUAAUAGCAAACUCUUCACUGAGUAAUCCUCGAGGAAUUGCAGUUCAUCCAAACAGAAGAAAAUUAUUUUGGUCAGAUUGGAAUAGAAAUAGCCCUAAAAUUGAAUGGUCUGAUUUGGAUGGCGGUCAAAGAGAAAUUUUUGUUCAAGGACCUAAUGUCAAAUUACCAAACUCUAUAGCUAUAGAUUGGUAUACAGAUGAAAUCUGUUGGGCUGAUGCAGGUUUAAAAAGCAUAGAAUGUAUUGGAAUAGAUAGUCGAUUACAACGGACUGCUGUUGCUAAUUGCAGUUAUCCUUUUGGACUGACUAUUACUAGGGACAAUUUUUAUUGGACUGAUUGGAUAACAGGGAAAAUCGAAUUCACUGGAAGAAAUGAAAAAGCGAAGAGAGAAAGUCUGCCUGUACCUCUACAUGGUAAUGGAAAAUUGUACGGAAUUGCAGCAGUUACCGGAAAAUGUCCCUAAUAUUUAAGACUGAAUAAAAGUAACUCGUAAACA
This is a messenger RNA of Myzus persicae (green peach aphid), 3956 nucleotides long. RefSeq names its product nidogen-1. The record is from RefSeq and is a predicted model, not a curated record. Gene Ontology annotation, molecular function: calcium ion binding. The transcript is spliced from 21 exons. NCBI's taxonomy places the organism in Eukaryota, Metazoa, Arthropoda, Insecta, Hemiptera, Aphididae. Bases 45 to 3923 code for a protein of 1292 amino acids. Gene Ontology annotation, biological process: cell-matrix adhesion.